GCGGCACAUUUUGCUGCAGUAUUCACAUAUGAUCCGUACGAUUCCUACGCAGUCUACGCACUCUCGCAUUAUAUAAUGGUGGCUGUGUGAGACCCAUACCUUGCUUCUCCUGGAUCGUCUGCGAGAGACCCAUGAAGAUGUCUGUCGGUAGAAUAAUUACACGUACCUUUUCCACGGCGACUGCUGCACAGCAACUGGUCAAGCCUCCAAUUCAAGUUUUUGGGUUAGAAGGCAGGUAUGCCACAGCUCUUUACUCAGCCGCGUCCAAGCAAAAGGCUUUGGACGCGGUGGAAAAGGAUUUAAACAAUUUUCAGGGUUUCUUAAAGACAGACACUGCGUUGCUAGACUUUAUAAAGAAUCCUUCAAUAAAGCGAAAAGAUAAGGUAGAAGCUUUCAAAGCCAUUGGAAGCAAGGUUAGUAUGAAUCCAGCCACUGGAAAUCUGCUGACGUUGCUCGCGGAGAACGGCCGAUUGACGAAACUCAAUGCGAUCAUUAAUUCGUACAAGCUGAUUAUGGCUGCUAACAGAGGGGAAGUCGUAUGCGAGGUGAUUACCGCGAAUCCACUUGAUACCGACACAAAGUCAAAACUGGAGUCGACGCUGAAGCGUUUAAUGAAGAAAGGUCAAACAAUUUUGCUCACCACCAAAGUGGAUCCCUCCAUCAUUGGUGGUAUGAUAGUGUCGGUAGGUGACAAAUACAUAGACAUGAGUGUCGCUAGCAAAAUUAAAAUGUAUACUGACCUCAUUGAAACCCCAGCGUAAUGAAGCAUAGCUGAUAUGAAGUAAUCUAUUGCAUACUCAUAUAUAUAUAUUCGAGUAUCAUGUAUAUUACCAGCCAGAAAUAAAGCUGUAUAAUCAAGUAAAUCUAUAAAUUGCCUGAUGAUUAUUCUUUAUAUUGUAUGGAUAUGUUGAUAGGAAAAUAUACAUGAGCAUAUGUAGUUCAACUUUAAA
Messenger RNA from Solenopsis invicta (red fire ant), 950 nucleotides. It is a transcript of the gene ATPsynO, whose product is annotated as ATP synthase subunit O, mitochondrial. Bases 132 to 761 code for a protein of 209 amino acids. NCBI's taxonomy places the organism in Eukaryota, Metazoa, Arthropoda, Insecta, Hymenoptera, Formicidae. The transcript is spliced from 4 exons. Gene Ontology annotation, biological process: proton motive force-driven mitochondrial ATP synthesis. The record is from RefSeq and is a predicted model, not a curated record. Gene Ontology annotation, molecular function: proton-transporting ATP synthase activity, rotational mechanism.